CCGUCCUGGAGGCGAGGGCCCCGGUCACACUGCAACUCUGGAACUGAAGCUCUCACUAGUUGUAGCAGUGCUGUGUGUAGGGCAGCCCACGGCUUAAACCACCAAAGGUUACCGAAGAGGGCCGUGCGUCCUGUAGCAAACUCUUCCCAAAGAAAAGUUGGGGUCGGGACUUCCGCCCGCCUGCCUUCAUGUCCCUCUCCGCUGAGAUGAGGGGCCCUGGGUUUGAAGCCUGCACAGCGAAGGCAUAGGAUGAGCCGGUGCUGCUGGGUCUGUGGGUUCCCGGGGAGGGGACAGUGAGAACUGUGCGUCAGCCUUCAGGGUGAGGAGCCUAGCAGGAAGAGGCCCUUAACUCUGGGUCUUGAGGCAAGGCCCUCGUGGCGGUGACCCAUGUCCCUGUGACCCGUGUGCCUGAGAGGGAUGUGGUCGGGUGAGUGCCUAGAGCAGGAGGAGGAACUGGGGCUCUGCCUCUCCCGGAUGGCCGGCCGCUUCCACGGGUGCGUGCCUGAGACGCGGCCCCGCAGCACAGGGCCUCCUGAGGCCCAGGCCAGGUUCCAGAGGGGCUGCCCCUGUGGCCCUGGCUCCUGCCACGUGUGCCUCCCUGGUCGGGUUGCCAACCAGACCCCAAGAGACCCGCAGCGACAGCACCAGCUCACCCGAAAACGCGUGUGUGGGGCCCACGCAGGGAGGAGGUUUGAGCAGGUCGGAGGCGGACGUGUGAGGGCCCAAGAGACGGCUGCUCCCUUGGACCCGACGCAGCAGGGGCCCCCAGCUCCACGUCGGCCACGGGACGCCUUUGAUGGCUGCGACAAUGGACCCUGCGAGUGACAGAGGGGCGUCCGAGAGUGUUUUCGACCUGGACUAUACCUCGUGGAAGGUCCGCUCGACGCUGGCGGUCGCCGGCUUUGCCUCCUACCUGGGCGUCUUCCUCGUGUGCCACCAGCUGUCCUCCUCCCUGAGCGCCACCUACCGCGCUCUGGUGGCCAAGGAGAAGGUCUUCUGGAACCUGGCGGCCACCCGGGCCGUCUUUGGGGUGCAGAGCACGGCAGCAGGCUUGUGGGCGCUGCUGGGGGACCCCGUCCUGCACGCUGACAAAGCGCAUGCCCAGCAGGGCUGGUCCUGGUUCCACAUCGCCACGGCCACCGGCUUCUUCUUCUUCGAGAACUCGGCCCUCCACCUCUCCAACCUGCGCUUCCGCACCUUCGACCCCUUCCUGGCCUUGCACCAUCUCUUCGCCUUCCUGGGGUUCCUGGGGCUGCUGGUCAACCUCCAGGCCGGCCACUACCUGGCCAUGGCCACCCUGCUGCUAGAGAUGAGCACCCCCUUCACCUGCGUGUCCUGGAUGCUCCUGAAGGCUGGCUGGUCGGACUCACUGCUCUGGAGGGCGAACCAGUGGCUGAUGAUCCACAUGUUCCACUGCCGCAUGGUGCUGUCCUACCACAUGUGGUGGGUGUGCCUUCGGCACUGGGAUGGCCUGCGCCGCAGCCUGCACCCGCCGCACCUGGCGCUCUUCCUGUGCGGCAUGGGGCUGCUGACGCUCGUCCUCAACCCGUACUGGACCCACAAGAAGACGCAGCAGCUCCUCCACCCGGUGGACUGGAACUUUGCGCCGCCGCAGCCUGGGAACAGCAUGCUCCCCAAAACCAACGGCCACGGACCCCAGAAGAAGGGGCAGUAGCCACUUGGGCAGGGCGGUCACGUCCCCCCUUUGUCCCGCAGGGCAACGGCGUGGCAAGGAGCCGUGGGUGCUGUGUGUCCAGCAGCGGGUCCGAGAGACUGCAGACUGACUCGCUGUUUCACUGGCGUGGGUUUCCCAGGUGCCACCGAAUGCCUUCGGGGCCCUGCCGUGCCGAUGCCGCUGUCUGUUCUGGGCGCUCACCCACGGUGGCCUGCUGCUCGUCAGGAAGGGCGAGGGCCCCGAGGGCAGCUGUCCUGCCGCUCCUGCCUGCUGCAGUGCUCUGGGACCCAGCCUGCCGGGCCUGAAGGUCAGCCUGGACCGGGUGACCACAGGCCAGAAUUGCCAGCUGCGGGUGUGGUCAAGCUGGCUGGAUCCUUCCCAGUCACACCUUCAGCUGCUACAAGUCUUAUCCAGAAGUCACGGUUGGGAAGAAUUGCCCUAAGGUAGAAACUGCUGUGACCAGUCAACUUGCCAGCACUUCCCAGGUGGGCGGGUCCAGGCCGGGCAGCAGCUCCCCAUCUGGUGGGAGGAGCUUCCCGUCUGGUGGGAGGAGCUUCCUGUCUGGUGGGAGGAGCUCCCCAGGGAGCAGCCAGCCUGGAAGUGGCUCAUCCGCCUGUGGAGCUUGGGAGGAGACGAGAGGGAAAUCCUGUUACACUUUUUGUCAAGGAGGCCGCCGUAAAACAAGAAUUUUUAUUCAGAUUGUAUUGCUCAGUCAACAGAGUAAGGAGGAUAUUUACUAACCGGGACUGCCUGCCUUUCAGAGCCGUUUCCAUUGACUUAAGUUGCCAGCAGGUGCCCAGAUAGGCCCCAGCUCCAGGCUGGUUUUCUCGUGGGUUUCAGGACAAGGGAGUGAGCUGCCCGGCUGGGCUGCAGCCCUGAGCUCCCUGCACCUUCAGCAGGCACCCCCCCCC
Molecule: messenger RNA, 2586 nt
Organism: Artibeus jamaicensis (Jamaican fruit-eating bat)
Lineage: Eukaryota; Metazoa; Chordata; Mammalia; Chiroptera; Phyllostomidae
Gene: CLN8
Product: CLN8 transmembrane ER and ERGIC protein
Exons: 3
Coding region: 797-1675 (292 amino acids)
Biological process (GO): lipid homeostasis
Cellular component (GO): endoplasmic reticulum; membrane
Source: RefSeq, a predicted model, not a curated record